Molecule: messenger RNA, 2394 nt
Organism: Glarea lozoyensis ATCC 20868
Lineage: Eukaryota; Fungi; Ascomycota; Leotiomycetes; Helotiales; Helotiaceae
Product: P-loop containing nucleoside triphosphate hydrolase
Exons: 9
Coding region: 1-2394 (797 amino acids)
Biological process (GO): nucleotide-excision repair; positive regulation of mitotic recombination; transcription by RNA polymerase II
Cellular component (GO): nucleus
Molecular function (GO): hydrolase activity, acting on acid anhydrides, in phosphorus-containing anhydrides; DNA helicase activity; ATP binding
Source: RefSeq, a predicted model, not a curated record
AUGAAGUUCAACAUUGGGGAUCUCCCCGUGUUGUUUCCUUACCCUAGAAUAUAUCCUGAGCAAUAUGACUACAUGUGCGAUCUUAAGAAGACUCUCGAUGCUGGUGGCCACUGUGUAUUGGAGAUGCCAUCGGGCACAGGCAAAACGGUCUCUCUCCUGUCACUCAUUGUUGCUUAUCAGCAAUACUAUCCUGAGCAUCGAAAACUGAUAUACUGCUCACGUACGAUGUCCGAAAUUGAAAAGGCACUGGCGGAAUUAAAAGCGUUGAUGAAGUAUCGAGCAGACCAGUUGGGCUACGUGGAAGAGUUCAGGGGCAUGGGACUUACCAGUCGAAAGAAUCUUUGUUUACAUCCCUCCGUGAAAAGAGAGAAAAGCGGGGCCGUAGUCGAUGCACGGUGUAGGAGUCUGACGGCUGGAUUUGUGAAGGAGAAAAAGGAUAGGGGCGAGGACGUAAAUAAUUUGGAUCUUCUUGAGCCUCAUAAUUUAAUUCCGAAUGGGGUUUGGACGCUGGACGGGAUCAUGAAAUACGGAGAGGAGCAUAAGCAAUGUCCCUACUUUACGUCGCGACGGAUGAUGACAUUUUGCAACGUCAUCAUCUACUCCUAUCACUACCUCUUAGACCCUAAAAUCGCCGAGAGAGUGUCAAAAGAGCUCUCAAAUGACUGUAUAGUAGUGUUCGACGAGGCACACAAUAUUGAUAACGUUUGUAUCGAAUCUCUGAGCACAGAUAUCACGGAAGAGUCAUUACGCAGGGCUACUCGAGGAGCUCAAAAUCUCGAGACUAAGAUAUCAGACAUGAAAGAUUCUGAUGCGGACAAACUGAGAGCUGAGUAUGAUAGUCUAGUAGCUGGAUUAAGAGGCGCGCAAGAGGACAGGGAUGAAGACGCUUUCAUGGCGAACCCUGCUCUACCCGACGAUCUUCUAAAGGAAGCUAUUCCCGGUAACAUUCGUAGAGCGGAGCACUUUGUUGCGUUCCUGAAGCGGUUUAUUGAGUAUCUUAAGACCCGAAUGAAGGUUAGGCAGGUCAUUUCGGAGACGCCCCCAUCGUUUCUCGCACAUCUCAGGGAAUACACGCAUAUCGAGAAAAAGCCGCUCCGGUUUUGUGCUGAACGCCUGACCUCGCUUGUCAGAACCCUCGAGUUAACCAACAUUGAGGACUAUCAGCCCCUACAAGAAGUAGCAACGUUUGCAACCUUGGUUGCGACAUAUGAGAAGGGUUUCCUGUUGAUUUUGGAGCCAUACGAAACAGAGACUGCAGAAGUUCCUAACCCAGUGCUCCACUUCACAUGUCUCGACGCCGCGAUCGCGAUGAAGCCAGUCUUCGAUCGGUUCAGCACAGUGAUCAUCACAUCAGGAACCAUUUCACCUUUAGAGAUGUAUCCGAAGAUGCUCAACUUCGAAACCGUUGUGCAGGAAUCGUAUCCCAUGACACUCGCUCGACGCUCUUUCUUACCUAUGAUAGUCACACGAGGAUCCGAUCAAGUCGCCAUUUCUUCAGGCUUCCAAGUUCGUAAUGAGCCAUCAGUCGUACGCAACUAUGGAAAUCUUCUCACGGAAUUUUCAAAACUUACGCCGGAUGGGAUGGUCGUCUUCUUUCCGUCGUAUCUCUACAUGGAAAGUAUUAUUUCUAUGUGGCAAGGCAUGGGCAUCUUAGACGAAGUAUGGAAAUACAAACUUAUCCUUGUUGAGACCCCUGACGCACAGGAAACCUCCUUAGCCCUCGAGACCUACCGCACAGCGUGUUGCAACGGCCGAGGCGCUAUUCUCCUCUGUGUCGCAAGAGGAAAGGUAAGCGAAGGCAUAGAUUUUGACCACCAGUACGGACGCACUGUGCUGUGCAUUGGCGUUCCAUUCCAAUAUACCGAAUCAAGAAUCCUCAAAGCAAGGCUUGAAUUUCUCCGCGAGACGUAUAGAAUCAAAGAAAAUGAUUUUUUGUCCUUCGACGCCAUGCGUCAUGCAGCUCAAUGUCUCGGACGUGUCCUGAGAGGAAAGGAUGACUACGGGAUCAUGGUCCUCGCAGACAAGAGAUUUCUGAGGAAGCGAACUCAGCUCCCGAAAUGGAUUAAUGAGGCGAUUCUGGAUGCGGAGGUCGAUUUGAGUACGGAUAUGGCGGUUGGUACCGCGAAAAAGUUUUUGAGGACCAUGGCGCAGCCUUUCCCGUCGUUGGAUCAGGAUGGUGUCAGCACUUGGAGGAUUGAAGAUUUGGAGGCUCACAAGGAGAAGAUGGAGAAUGAGAGCAUCAGACAGCUUAGGGCAGAGAUGGAAGGCAUUGAAAACGGAGGGGGGAAAGAAGUUGUCCAGAAUGGAAAUGGAAAAGAAGAAGCCCAGCAUAUGGGCGACGAUGCAUUUGAUGAUGCGGAGGCUGAGGCUGAGAUGAUGAAGCUGGAUCAUUGA